Messenger RNA from Ilex paraguariensis (yerba mate), 285 nucleotides. The record is from the annotation of a GenBank genome assembly. NCBI's taxonomy places the organism in Eukaryota, Viridiplantae, Streptophyta, Magnoliopsida, Aquifoliales, Aquifoliaceae.
AUGGGUGAGAUCGAGAAUGAUCGAAGCAAUUUGAAAGACGAGAAGAUGGUACAAAUCACUCUCAAAGCCAUUGGCCCUUCUCCUCCUUCUCGCCUCACAGUCCCCUCCCGCCUCAAAGUGUAUGAUUUGAGAAAAUUGAUUGCUGGGAAUGAUCGUUUGCCUCUUGAGAAUUUGAGGCUUAUUUUACGAGGGAAUGUGUUGCUUGAUAACAAAAAUGGAGAUGAUGUAUUCAUCCAACUCAAUGAUGGAGGUCUGCAUCUUAUUUUCGAUUCACUAUCUUCUUAG